Messenger RNA from Symbiodinium natans, 2346 nucleotides. The record is from the annotation of a GenBank genome assembly. Lineage: Eukaryota; Dinophyceae; Suessiales; Symbiodiniaceae.
AUGGCCGAGGCGGAGGAGUACGAGCGCGGUCACGGCGCCGGGCCGCAGGGCACGCGUGAGCUUAACUUCUGCUCCAUCCGCUUCAACCCGGUGGUCUCCAUCUUGGCCGCCGCAGUCCUCUGGGGCUUCGUCAUUUAUGCAGUAGUGGACCCAGAGGCCUCCACGGUCUUCGGGGAGUGGCAGUCCUAUGUCACCAACAAGUUCACCUGGCUCUAUAUUGUCUCCCAGGACUACUGGAUUUUCUACUUGUUCCCGCUCUGCUACUACUAUGGGGACAUGAAGCUCGGCCAGGACGACGAGGAGCCCGAGUACGGCGACCUCACCUACUUGGCGAUGGUCUGGUGUGCCGGUGUGGCCAUCGGCCUGAUCUUCUAUGGAGCCUCUGAGCCUCUGUUCCAUGCUGAGGACGGUACCAACAAGUACAAUAACAAUGGGUAUUUCAACGAGAACGAUAGGGCCAUCAGCGGACUUCACAUCACACUCUUCCACUGGGGCUUCCUGGCAUGGAUCGUCUAUGCCAUCACUGCGUUGACCAUGGGCUUCCUCUCUUACCGGAAGAACCUGCCGCUGUGCUUCCGUACCUGCAUGGCCCCUCUCUUUGGCAAGGCUACCUGGGGCUGGAUGGGCGACUUGCUGGACGUCCUGACCAUCGUCACCAUCGUCGCCGGUCUGUGCACGUCGCUUGGCCUUGGUGCACGCCAGAUUGUAGGUGGUCUGCAGCGCCUUGAGUGGCUGGAAGGCACCCUCACCGAGGACCAACUGACCAACACGGCCGCCUGGAUCAUCGCCGUCAUCACGCUGCUCGCGACCGCCUCCGUCGUGGCUGGUCUGGACUUCGGUAUCAAGACGGUCUCCUACACGGCCUUCAUGCUUGGGAACUUCCUCAUGGUGGUCGUCUUCAGCCUGGAUGAGCCCUGGUACAUUUUGAACGUCAUUGUCCAGGCAGUCGGGUACCAUCUUGCGCACUUCUUGGAGAUCGCCUUCGACACCGAUGCUUUUGCGCAACUGGACCUUGGCAACGGCAGGCCCAACGACGGCAAGGGAGCGCAUCCCUCGUGGAUGGACUGGUGGACCAUCUUCUACUGGGGCUGGUGGAUCGCUUGGGCCCCAUUUGUGGGCACUUUCAUGGCCCGCAUCUCUCGAGGACGUACCAUCAAGCAGGUGGUCAUGUACACUCUGACCCUGCCUUUCCUGUAUGCCGUACUGUGGUUCUGCAUUUUCGGCGCAGCAGCAAUCCGCAUGAACCGCCGGGCCAUUUGGUUGGAGAAUGUCGGCACGGAGGUUUUCGGCAACGCCGACUACUUCCUCCACACCGCCCUCACCUUCCGGCCCAGUGGGGCAGGCAAGUGCUUCGACGUGCCAGCGAGCUUGCCUGGAGAUGCUUACAGUGCUUACUCCGUGAACACGGAUGUGAGCCCCGUCUGCAAGUUCGCCUCGGGAGACUCGUCCGGGUAUUGGUUCGACCUGAUGGGCCAGUAUUACGGCAUGGGCAACAGCCUUGUCUUUGUGUCCAUCGUCACCACGAUCCUCUACUUCGUGACGUCCAGCGACAGUGGCUCUCUGGUGGUGGACCUGAUUGCCGCAAAUGGUCGCGAGGCACACGUUGUGCAGCGCAUCUUCUGGGCCGUGACGGAGGGUGCAGUUGCCAUCGCGGCCCUUGCGUCUGGCGGUUUCAGCUCCCUCACUGCUUUGCAGGCCGUCUCGAUUGUAAUGGGCCUCCCAUUCACGAUCGUCAUGAUGAUGAUGUGCACAUCCCUUUGGCGUGCGCUGAAGAUCGAGGCUGGGGAGAUUGCUCCCCGGGGCCUACGACCGGAUUGGAACCUGCCCCUUUACGGUGGCAUCUUGGAUGCUCCUGAAUGGGUCCUGACAUUCGGGAGGUCGAAAUUGCCACCUUUGCACGUCUUCACAAGCUUCGGCCUGGCAACCAUCAUGCCUCCGGUCGUCUUCUGGCGCUCCAUGCGGGCCAUGUCCAAGUACGAGAAGGCCCCGACACGUGCCGGAGCCCAUGGCAUGCUCACGCUAGUGCUGGGCGUUGCCUUCAAGGCUUUCGUGAUCCUCCACAUCGUCUCAUGGAUCUACCAGGCGGAUGCAAAUGGCGCCAAGGAAGGCAAGGCGAUGUGGGCCAUGGCCUGGGUCGCAUACCUCACCUUCGCCGGCAUCCUCUCCCUUGGCCGACAUCAGAUCAGGAGGUUGUACGGAAUUGAGGGCUCUGGCAUCGAGGACAUUUGCGCUGCCCUGUUCUUGUAUCCCCAGACGCUCUGCCAGAUGCUGGCCCAGGUCGGCAGCGAGCCAGUCCCGAAGCCAGCUUACAAGAAGGGGCAGGCAAAAGGCGAGGUCGACAUUUGA